AUGCCAUCAGCAUAAAUCCUAAGGAUACUCGCUGGGUUGGUGCCUGGUGGCUUGGAUUGCUUAUCUGUGGAGCAGUUAACUUCAUUGCUUCAUUGCCUUUCUGGUUUUUGCCUUACUCCUUACCAAAAGAAGGAGAGAAUGAAAACCUGAAGAUUAGUAACUUGUCCAUUCAAGAUCACUGUAAAUUAGACCCCCCAGCUCAGCCACAGUUAAAGUUCUCAGAGGCAGUAAAAGAUUUCUUUCCAGCUCUGAAGAAGCUGUUUGGAAAUCCGGUUUUCCUGGUGUACAUCUUCCUCACUAUUCUGCAAUACAAUUCUCUUGUUGGGAUGAUAACCUAUGAGACAAAGUUUAUGGAGCAGCAAUUUAACGUAUCAGUGGCAAGAGCCAUCUUUCUAAUUGGUGUGAUACUUUUACCCAUCACAAUCCUGGGGAUGUUUCUAGGAGGCUUUCUGAUCAAGAAAUUCAAGCUUCAGAUAACUGAAAUGACAAAAUUUGCAUGCAUCACCUUUAUAGCGGCGUAUUUGUUAAACCUCUUGUAUUUUACCUGCAGUUGUGAGGUGCUCCAGGUGGCUGGUUUGACAGCGCCCUACUCUGGAUUAAAGCAUCUUUCCUCCCCUAAAACCAGCUUCAUGGCCAGUUGCAAUGCUGACUGCAGCUGCAAGCUGGAUCAGUGGGACCCUGUAUGUGGGGCUAAUGGAAUCACCUACAUGACUGCCUGCUUUGCGGGAUGUAAAACAUCAACUGGGACGGGAAAGAAUAUGGUGUUUCACAACUGCAGCUGUGUAGAAGGACAAGGGCAUGGGCUUGGCAAUUCCUCUGCAGUUUUGGGACAAUGCCAAAGAGAAAGCUGUACCAAAGCAUUUCCCUAUUUUUUAGCAUUACAGACUGCAUGUGCUUUUAUUUUAGCCUUAGGAGGCACUCCUACAUACAUGAUUAUGUUUAGAUCUGUUUCACCAGACCUGAAGUCCUUUGCUGUUGGAAUUGAAACUUUAGCUGGUAGAGUACUAGGAGGACUACCAGCCCCUAUUUAUUUUGGUGCCUUGAUAGAUAAGACCUGCUUGAAAUGGGGAACAAAGGACUGUGGGGGAUCUGGAUCUUGCCGGGUAUAUGACACAAAAGCGUUCAGAAAUGUUUAUCUUGGCCUCAUUGCAGGACUGCGGGCAGGAUGCUGUCUCUUAUACAUAGUGCUCUCUGUUUUAAUAAUGAAACGCUUCAAACCAGAUGGCAAAGAGGUGACAGAUAUUAAAAAUACAGAAAGAUCAACCAGCAAAGAACCAGCUAUUGGCAAUAAAAAAGAAAUUCUUCCUGGUGCAAGAACCUCAGAAGACAGUGAGGAAACUUUUAUGUAA
Messenger RNA from Apaloderma vittatum (bar-tailed trogon), 1349 nucleotides. Its product is annotated as solute carrier organic anion transporter family member 1C1-like. Gene Ontology annotation, molecular function: bile acid transmembrane transporter activity; protein binding. The record is from RefSeq and is a predicted model, not a curated record. NCBI's taxonomy places the organism in Eukaryota, Metazoa, Chordata, Aves, Trogoniformes, Trogonidae. Gene Ontology annotation, biological process: transmembrane transport; sodium-independent organic anion transport; bile acid and bile salt transport. Gene Ontology annotation, cellular component: membrane. The transcript has 8 exons. The annotation marks the transcript as partial.